AUGUCGUUGAGGCAGGUAAAGAAGCGAACGCGACAAGUGUCUUGCGUUAAUAAGGGCUCAUUUACGAGGAGAUUGCGCUGGCCGUCACUGUCGUGUUGUAUCAUUGCACCCGGUAUCUUGGGCCUCCUCGCAUGCCUGGUGGCGUUGCUGCAUACGAUGUGCCCAAUACGCCAGUUAGACACCCUCGUUGAGGGAAAUGGCACUUCUCCGUUCCACGAGGGAUGCAGCAUCGGGUGCGACACGACAUUUGGGUCAAUUUUAGGCAUCUCAAACGGUGUCUUUGGCUACAGUAACUGCAAUGCCACGACCUGCAUCUCCAAUAAGUGGCACCCAAUACACACAUUCAUGACUUCUGGUGGUUUCACUGGAAGGAAUAUCUUAGCUCCUGAGAACACGAGCGGAAUAAAAUGGCAAUGUGUGGAGUUUGCAAGGCGGUAUUGGAUGCUUCGCGGGAGUCCUGUCCCUGCGUCGUUUGCUACCGUGGAGGGAGCUGCUGACAUUUGGGCACUGACUUCUGUGCAGCUUCUCAACGGAUCAACCGCGCCGCUGCUUAAGUACGCCAACGGCGUCUCAGUCCGUGCUGGCGGCUCCGCUCCACGUAUUGGUGACUUGCUCGUCUACCCAAAGCAGGGGGACGGGCUUCCGUUUGGUCACGUUGCUGUUGUUGUGAGUGUGAAGAGCGAAUCUCUCCUUGUGGCGGAGCAGAACUGGGAUAACAAUGUGUGGCCAGCGCCGCACCAUGACUACUCUCGUGAAAUUCCUAUGCACCACAAUGUCACUGAGGAUACCUACAAAGUGAUUGAGGCGGACAACGUCAUCGUUACGGGUUGGGUGAGGUACGCCAUGUAG
This is a messenger RNA of Trypanosoma rangeli, 849 nucleotides long. Its product is annotated as D-alanyl-glycyl endopeptidase-like protein. Gene Ontology annotation, molecular function: ligase activity. The coding region runs from base 1 to 849 and encodes 282 amino acids. The transcript has a single exon. Gene Ontology annotation, cellular component: cytoplasm. The record is from RefSeq and is a predicted model, not a curated record. NCBI's taxonomy places the organism in Eukaryota, Euglenozoa, Kinetoplastea, Trypanosomatida, Trypanosomatidae.